UAAUAACCCUCCGUUUCAACUUUCAAUUUUCAUAUCAUCAAAAUAUAUCAUUAAUUCAAAUACUAUCAACAAAACAACUUGUAACAGAUCUCAUAUUCAUCUGUUCAACUCGUUCAGUAGAUCAAAUGUCAUCAUUUUGUUCAAAAUCUAACCUAAAUUUCAGACGCAAAAUGACAGAGCUUCAGGUUCAGGUUCAGCCAUUGUUGAACGAGCAUGAAGACGAUGAAGAAUCUCAACAGCAGCAGCAGCAGCAGAUCGUUGUGGAGAAGAUUAGUAAUCGGAGAAUCGCUUCGCUAGAUGUUUUUCGCGGCUUAUCGAUCUUCCUUAUGGUGGUUGUGGAUUAUGCUGGCUCUAGUUUACCUAUCAUUGCCCAUGCCCCAUGGAAUGGUCUACACUUAGCAGACUUUGUCAUGCCUAUGUUUCUUUUUGCAGCUGGAGUAUCUCUUGCCAUCGUAUACAAUAAGAAAGUUCAAUGCCGAUACGAAGCCACGUGGAAAGCAAUAGUAAGAGCAGUGAAACUUUUUGUUCUUGGUGUUUUUCUUCAAGGUGGUUACCUACACGGGAUUACUUCUUUAACAUAUGGAGUUGACGUUGAAACAAUACGCCUGCUUGGAAUCCUACAGAGGAUAGCAAUUGGAUACAUUGUUGCCGCAGUGUGUGAAAUAUGGCUUCCUCGACAAACCUGGAAAAAAGAAGCAUUUUUAAGGAAUUACAUCUGGCACUGGUGUGCUGUAUUUUUCUUGUGUACCAUCUACAUCGGGUUGACAUAUGGCCAGUACGUUGCAGAUUGGCAGUUCAACGACUUGUAUACAUUUUCUUCUUUAGUUUCAGAAAAUGGAACCACUAUUCAUACUGUGAAAUGUUCGGUUAGAGGUGAUCUGGGCCCCGCCUGCAAUGCUGCGGGAAUGAUAGAUCGAUUUAUUCUUGGCAUUGAUCAUUUAUAUCAAAAGCCUGUUUACAGAAACAUGAAGGAAUGUAAUAUGUCUAAGGAUGGCCAACUUUCAGAAGCUUCCCCCUCAUGGUGCUAUGCCCCGUUUGAACCCGAAGGCAUUUUAAGUUCUUUAACAGCUUCUGUGGCCUGCAUAAUUGGACUCCAAUAUGGUCAUAUUUUGACCGAAUUACAGGGCCAUAAAGACCGACUUUGCAACUGGUCAUUCAUGUCAGUUUUGUUUCUGGUUAUUGGAUCCAUCCUUGCUCUUCUAGGUAUCCCUAUAAAUAAAUCUUUGUACACUAUUAGUUACAUGCUAGUAACCUCAGCAGCAGCAGGAAUCACAUUUUGUGCAUUAUAUCUACUAGUCGAUGUUUACGGAUGGAGACGUGUGGCAUUCGGAUUGGAAUGGAUGGGGAAACAUUCUCUAAGCAUAUUUAUUCUCGUUACAUCAAACUUAAUUGUGAUUGCACUUCAAGGAUUCUAUUGGAAAACUCCUCAUAAUAACAUGAUACACUGGAUUGUGUCACACGUUGUACAAAAGUAGCAUCUCUAAGUAACUUGUUUUACACACAGGCGAGUCUCUUUCCUAUACAUCAUUGACGCGGAACUAGUCUAUACGAACAACUCUUAGAUCAUGACAGGUGAAUCGUUAUCUAUAGUCUCGUUAUUCAUAGCUUUAAGAUGAGUCUCCAGAUAUAAUAUGGUAGACAAGUUUUGUGUAUUCUUUGAAUUAUAAAGAAACAACAAUUAUAAGAAAUUUUAUACGAGCUUCUCUUGGACCCUA
Messenger RNA from Helianthus annuus (common sunflower), 1715 nucleotides. RefSeq names its product heparan-alpha-glucosaminide N-acetyltransferase. The coding region runs from base 126 to 1475 and encodes 449 amino acids. The record is from RefSeq and is a predicted model, not a curated record. Lineage: Eukaryota; Viridiplantae; Streptophyta; Magnoliopsida; Asterales; Asteraceae. The transcript has 13 exons.